AUGCAGAAGGAUACUGCAUUUGUUCCAUUUACCGAGGGUGAAUAUGCUGCUAAACGUGGCAUUUCAAUUCAGGGUAUCAGAGACCUCACGGAGGACACGCCGCUGACGAAUCUUAUCCAUCUAAUUGGCCACCAGCUGUUCGGGUGGCCAAUGUAUCUCUUGUUUGCGGUUAGUACAGGAAACAACAGCGCUCCGGGAAAUCUUAGGCAAGGCCAUUUCACUGCCAGCCAUUUUGACCCAUUUAGCGCAUUAUUCACGUCGGCACAGCGGAUAUACGUCGUCUUGUCAGAUGUCGGGCUGGCCUUCAUGGGAUGGGCAUUGCUUCACAUGACUUCGAAGCUGGGAAUAGCAAAGGUCAUGUUGCUCUAUUUCAUGCCGUACCUUUGGGUGAACAGUUGGAUCGUCGGUAUUACUUACUUGCACCAUACGCACCCAUCGGUCCCACAUUACGCAGAUCGCAACUGGACAUAUAUGAAAGGGGCGUUGUGCACUGUCGACCGCAGCCUUGGUUUUAUUGGACGUCAUUUUUUUCAUGAAAUCGUUGAUUAUCACGUUAUCCACCAUCUCUUCCCCAGUAUUCCAUUUUACAGAGCGGAAGAGGCAUCCAUUGCAAUACGACCACUGCUUGGCCUCCGUUACAGGGAAGACAAAAAGGCAAGCUUCCUAUCUUCCCUUUUCCAAACAUUCCGAACCUGCAAGUACGUGUCUGAUGAUGAAGGGAAUGAUGUUUACAACUGGCAGCAGAAAAGCGGGAUGUGA
Penicillium canescens is the source of this 759-nucleotide messenger RNA. RefSeq names its product fatty acid desaturase. Lineage: Eukaryota; Fungi; Ascomycota; Eurotiomycetes; Eurotiales; Aspergillaceae. Gene Ontology annotation, molecular function: oxidoreductase activity. The record is from RefSeq and is a predicted model, not a curated record. The transcript has 2 exons. Bases 1 to 759 code for a protein of 252 amino acids. Gene Ontology annotation, biological process: lipid metabolic process.